Molecule: messenger RNA, 693 nt
Organism: Lottia gigantea (owl limpet)
Lineage: Eukaryota; Metazoa; Mollusca; Gastropoda; Lottiidae
Exons: 1
Coding region: 1-693 (230 amino acids)
Source: RefSeq, a predicted model, not a curated record
AUGGAUUUACAUUAUAAAGAUACAACAGACACUAUAGACAAUGAUAUAGAUAAUAUAACGUCACAGGAGAAAACGUCGAGUUAUUUGGACAAUGGUGAAAGUUUAGUGAAACAGGAGGAAAAUAAGAAUACUGACAGAGACAACGAAUAUAUCCGAAUCGAGGAGAGUGUUGUUAGAAGACGUAAAACUGAUCGUAAGCGAGCGAGUGUUAGAACUAAACUAUGGAGAAAAUCAAUGAUGGAGCGCAGUGUGUUACCCCCACCCCCACUUCCGCCUGACCCCUCACAACCUGCCCCUAGUGACAACAAUACUACAUUGUCUGACAACAAUGGUGCAUGCCCCCAAAAGAUACCUGGAGUUAACGAAGUGACUGAUGAUUCUGUGUUAUCAUUAAGUUCUCAGAAAUCACCACGAGACGAUACACGCGUAUCUCCUUCAAAUCAUCAAGAUUUUAAAAUAACCUUAAGUGACACAUUAACGUCGCCAAAAGACACUGAUAUGGCAAAAUUGGCAGAAAAACUGACAAAAUCGCGAACAGAUCAGGAAAUAUCACCCCCACCUGUAUCUCCCUUGGAUAAUAAACAACCACCUUCGAUAUCCAGUGAGAAUAAAUGGAUGAGAAGAAAACAACUUUCUGUUAUUAAACGUCAAAGUUUGCCUCCUCCGCCAGUGCCACCGAAUUCAACUUGCUGA